CCAUCUCCUUUCAGCUUACUGCGUACCGCAUGGAUGACUGGUCGCGACUGCUGAUUUUGUACGGAAGCCAGACGGGUCAAAGUAAAUCUCUCGCAGAACGUCUGGUUAUGCAAGCGAGAAGUUUAUUUGAUAUCCCCUUCCAUGUAUCAUCCAAAGAGACACGUAAGGCUUCUUUAGGGAUUAAUUUGCAGCCGCUGGACUCCUACUUACCCCUGUCUCGCCUUUCCAAAGAAACCGGGAUAGUCAUCUUCAUAUGCUCAACUACAGGUUAUGGUGUGCCCCCGGACAAUAUGCGCAUUUUUUGGCGCCGAAUUAUGAAUAAGAACUUGCCUGUCGGGCAUGCUCUGUCAUCCAACGUUCGUUUUGCCGUCCUUGGACUCGGAGACUCAUCCUAUCCGAAAUUCAACAUAGUUGCCAAAAAACUCUAUCGACGCCUUGUCCAGUUAGGGGCUUCUCCAUUGCAUAUAGUUGAUCCCUUCAGUGAAGAUCGUACUGAUCCCGGUCUGGGGUUAGCUGACGAAGAAGCCGACCUUGGAGUGAACACUUUGUUGCAGUGGUGGAUACCUCAGUUGUGGACUAUCGUUUCCAAGAUUUUUCGAGUUUCUUUUGUCCCAGGUAUUCCCGUGCCUUUAUCCCUCCCUUUUCUUGAAAGUCCCUCUUUUAUCUCCAGUUUCUGGCCUAUCUUUACCGUCAAGGUUUGUGAGAACUCACCGAAUCGUAUCGUAAAUAACAUGAUUGAUUCUGUUGGCUCAUCUAUCGAAGCAUGUACCCUGCGCUCCGGUUCGGUCCUUUCUCCACAGAUACAGACCUUACAGAUUGUCGAAAACGUUCGUGUCACAGCCAACGAUCAUUUUCAAGAUACUCGUCUAAUUACACUCUGUGUAAGUUGUUUUGCAUAAUAUUAAUUAGUAUAGCGUCAGACACGCCUCACUUCCCAACACUAUACCUUGCCCGACUUUCUCAUGCAACAGCUCCAUAACUAGUCGAUUUACCCUGUGUACGAGCGUUGUACUUUUUGUGGGAACUGGAAUGCACGUGCCUGACUUACACAGUUACAUUUUUUCUGUUGGACUGCUGACAUUUGUUACAUUCCACUAUUUUUUGUACGUCCUGAACCCUCAUACUUUUUAUACUUGAUGAAAGUGACCAGAUGCGUCUUCACUUUUACAGACAACGAUUCUCAGUAACUUGUCAACUAUCUAGACACGAUCAUUGAGUUAUUCAACGGUUUUGCUCUUUCACAUCUCCGCCUCACCUUUGACGCGCCAUUUGCCCGGCACUUCACUUAUUAGGAACUAAGUAUGCUAUUGGUAUCCAUUCUAUCUUAUUAUAUUAUUAUUAUUAUUAUUCAACACUUGACCAAUGUACAAUUGGCAGUGCCACAACACCUA
Dicrocoelium dendriticum is the source of this 1391-nucleotide messenger RNA. NCBI's taxonomy places the organism in Eukaryota, Metazoa, Platyhelminthes, Trematoda, Plagiorchiida, Dicrocoeliidae. The record is from the annotation of a GenBank genome assembly.